Messenger RNA from Betta splendens (Siamese fighting fish), 1802 nucleotides. RefSeq names its product cathepsin Ba (gene ctsba). Bases 221 to 1213 code for a protein of 330 amino acids. Gene Ontology annotation, biological process: regulation of catalytic activity. Gene Ontology annotation, molecular function: cysteine-type endopeptidase activity. Gene Ontology annotation, cellular component: lysosome. The transcript has 11 exons. Lineage: Eukaryota; Metazoa; Chordata; Actinopteri; Anabantiformes; Osphronemidae. The record is from RefSeq and is a predicted model, not a curated record.
GUACAAAGAGAAAGGACAGCGAUGACGGUUUGGACAUCGUUACCGAUCACAUGAGCCGCGUUCAUGUGACCGCAUCACGUGAUUUCGGGGCGUUUACGUCAAACGAAACGAUAAAGUAGGCUGAUCGGCGUGUUUGUGUCUUUAGAGACCGACGGUGACGGAGGGGAACCUGGAAGUGAAGACCUGAUCACAUCGUAGCCGACGAACCGGUUCAGACAUAAUGUUUCGUGCGGCCUUCCUGCUGUUGGCUGCUGGCUUUUCAGUGAGCCUGGCCAGACCCCACCUCCAUGCUCUCUCCAGUGAGAUGGUCAACUACAUCAAUAAGCUCAACACUACCUGGAAGGCUGGGCACAAUUUCCGUGAUGUUGACUACAGCUACGUCCAGAAACUCUGCGGCACAAUGCUGAAGGGCCCCAAACUGCCACUCAUGGUUCAAUAUGCUGGAGAUUUGAAGCUGCCUAAAAACUUUGACUCUAGAGAGCAGUGGCCCAACUGUCCGACCAUAAAGGAGAUCAGGGACCAGGGCUCCUGUGGAUCCUGCUGGGCGUUUGGCGCUGCUGAGGCCAUCUCCGACCGCGUGUGUAUCCACAGCCAGGGCAAGGUCAAUGUGGAGAUCUCCUCUGAAGAUCUGCUGACCUGCUGUGACAGCUGUGGCAUGGGAUGUAAUGGUGGAUACCCCUCAGCUGCCUGGGGAUAUUGGACCCAGGAGGGACUGGUCACUGGAGGUCUCUACAACUCUCACAUUGGUUGUCGGCCGUACACCAUCGAGCCCUGUGAGCACCAUGUGAAUGGCAGCAGACCUCCCUGCUCUGGAGAGGGUGGAGACACCCCCCAGUGUGUCCAGCAGUGUGAAUCUGGAUACUCACCCAGCUACAGCCAGGACAAGCAUUAUGGUAAAACCUCCUACAGUGUGGAUGACAGCGUGGAGCAGAUUCAGACUGAGAUCUUCAAGAAUGGCCCAGUCGAAGGAGCCUUUACAGUCUAUGAAGACUUCCUAAUGUACAAGUCUGGUGUGUAUCAACACAAGGCUGGGUCUGCUGUGGGUGGCCACGCCAUCAAAGUCCUGGGCUGGGGCGAGCAGGAUGGCGUUGCCUACUGGCUCUGUGCCAACUCCUGGAACACAGACUGGGGUGAAAACGGAUUCUUUAAAAUCCUGCGUGGAGAAGAUCACUGUGGUAUUGAGUCUGAGAUUGUUGCCGGAAUUCCUAAAUAAACCAAAGGUUGUGAGCUGCAGUGUCUUAUCCAUGAUCACUAGAGGGCAACACACUCCUGCUUUUAGUCAUUACACAUGAAGCCCACUGAUCAACGUUUACAUUGGGGUUAGCAGAAUAAUGGUCACUAUGUGCCGAGCAGAUUAUCACCUUGUUUAAACUGAAGGUGGUUCUUUCGAAUCAUCUGUAUAAGGUUCUGCUGCUUUCCCCUUUUAAAGCAAGGAAGAUUAAAAUGUUUGACAUGAGUGGUUUUAAACACAUGCAUGCACAUUCAAUCUAUAAUUUCUCAGGCAAUUUGAGCAGUAGAUGAUUUUAAACAAACUAUGACAUUCUGCUUAAUGCAGCAGAAGCCAGUUUAACUGAAUGUUCCUACUUUUUUAUAAUUGAAGCUUUUAUAUAGAAUUCCAUUUUAGUACUCUGUGCCACAAAGCCACUCAAUAAGGCGUAGACAUAAUCUUUGUUACUGGUGCCUGUUAGUGUUUUUAAACUAUUCGUUUUUAAACAAACUGUAUCAUUGGACAUGAGAUGUGUUGUCUGCCAAUAAUAUUUGCACAUAUGUUCUGAACUAAAUAAAACAAACUUUGAAUCCCA